CACGGACAUAACACACAGGGAGGCAAACAAGACUUCUACCUUUGAAAAAGAAAGCUGAUCUAAUUCACCGCGGAGGCUGAAAAAAAAGGCGCAGGGUGUCAUUGAUGUUCGCCAUGGACUGUAGACUCUCGUGGCGGGAUAAAAGAAGAUGGGCCCCGCGUCCCCGUUACUGAGGAGAUGUCACUGGGUCGGCUCCUGCGGCGUGCCUCCUCUAAGGCGUCCGACCUCCUGACCUUUAACCCCGGCGCGGCGGGAGCAUCGCUGCGUGCAGGCCUGGACGGCGAGAUUAUUUUCUCCAAAAAUAACGUGUGCGUGCACCCCGCCGAGCCGCUGCCGGGCCUGGCGGAGCACCACCCAGGCUACCUGUGUGUGCACGUGGAGAAGGACGAGAGCUUGGGCAGCACUCUCAUUCUCACCUGGGUGCCCAACUCCCGAAUCCAUAGGCAGGAUGAAGAGGCACUACGCUACAUCACGCCCGAGAGCUCGCCUGUACGCCGGAACGGGCGCCGCAGAGGCAGACGACCCCACUCCCGCCCCCCGGCUGCACAGGUGGAAGAAGGGGACGAGGAGAGGAACGUCACUCUAACCUCCUCCGUCGAGAGCCAAGGUCCGGUGGUGGACCCCGUAGCAGACCUUCCCUCCGUGCAGCUCAAGCAGCAUCCCCCUUCCGGGGAGGAGGGCGACGAGGGCUCCUGCGAGCUGUCGGACGAAGUGAGCCGGGACAGCACCAUGGGGUCCGACUCGGAUACCUUCUCCUCGCCGUUCUGCUUGUCCCCCGUCAGCGAGGCGCUCUGUGAGAGCAGCAGCUCUGUCUUCUUGGACAAUGACAGCAGGGAGCUGUGCGACGAGGCCAUGCGUCACUCGGUGAGCUCCGCCUCCAGCCUGGAGAGCCACGCCCCCUCCGAGAGCAACGGCGGCCAGUCGCAAUACGUGCGCGGGUGGGAGGAGCAGCAGAAGGUGCUCGCUCUGGAGCAGCUGUGCGGCGUGUUCCGGGUGGACCUGGGCCACAUGAGGUCACUGCGUCUGUUCUUCAGUGACGAUGCGUGCACCAGUGGCCAGCUGGUCAUAGCCAGCAGAGAGAGCCAGUACAAGAUCCUCCACUUCCACCACGCUGGCCUGGACAAGCUGGCGGAGGUUUUCCAGCAAUGGAAGUGCUGCAGGGAGACUCAGCUCAAAGACCAGGUGUCGGACGAGAAGUCCUGCAUGCAGUUUUCCAUCCAGAGGGCCAUGCUGCCGUCGGCCGAGAGCCACCCGGAGGAGAAGCUCUACCGGAGGCUGGACGUCACCACCUGGCUGCGGCACCUCAACUCCAGUGGCCAGGUGGAGGAGGAGUAUAAGCUGCGCAAGGCCAUCUUCUUCGGUGGCAUCGACCCGUCCAUCCGCGGCGAGGUGUGGCCCUUCCUGUUGCACUACUACAGCUACGACUCCAGCUCCCAGGAGAGGGAGGCGUGGCGGCUGCAGAAGCGGACCCUCUACCAUGACAUCCAGCAGAAGAGGUUGUCCAUGAGCCCUGAAGAGCACAGCCACUUCUGGAGGAAGGUCCAGUUCACGGUGGACAAGGAUGUGGUGAGGACGGACCGCAGCAACCAGUUCUUCAGGGGGGAGAACAACCCCAACGUGGAGAUCAUGAGGCGGAUUCUGCUCAACUACGCCGUGUCCAACCCCGACUUGGGUUACUGCCAAGGCAUGUCGGACCUGGUGGCCCCGCUCCUCACCGAGAUCCAGGAUGAAAGCGACACUUUCUGGUGCUUUGUGGGCCUCAUGGAGAACACCAUCUUCAUCAGCUCGCCGCGCGAUGAGGACAUGGAGAGGCAGUUGAUGUACCUGCGGGAGCUGCUGCGCCUCAUGCUGCCUCACUUCCACCAGCACCUGACCACGCUGGGCGAGGACGGCCUCCAGUUGCUCUUCUGCCACCGCUGGAUCCUUCUCUGCUUCAAGAGGGAAUUCCCAGACAUGGAGGCCCUGCGCAUGUGGGAGGCCUGCUGGGCUCACUACCAGACAGAUUACUUCCACCUCUUCCUGUGCAUCGCCAUCAUUGUUCUGUACGGCGAGGAUGUGACGGAUCAGCAGCUGGCGACCGACCAAAUGCUGCUGCACUUCAGCAACCUGUCUAUGCACAUGAACGGAGAGCUGGUGCUGCGCAAGGCGCGCAGCCUCCUCUACCAGUUCCGCCUUCUACCCAGAAUCCCCUGCAGCCUGCACGACCUGUGUAAACUGUGCGGGCCGGGGAUGUGGGACAGUCGCUACAUCCCCGCCGUGGAAUGUUCCGGACAGCACCCGGACUCUCAGAGCUGCCCUUACGGGGGCACGUCCACGCCGCGGCCCUCCUCGCCUUCCCCGUCAUGCAUGCCCUCGCCAAACCACGCCCCCAAACCUCCCCGAGGCUCUAAGAGUCAGGAUAUUUUCACCUUCAGGAAACAGUCCUGAGAGAGAGUUCACGGGGAGGUCUGCAUUGCUGGAAUAUUUGCGGCCACACUUGUAGCGUACGGCCUCAAUAAGGACAUCAGACCCAACUUGUACCACACUUGUAGCGUACGGCCUCAAUAAGGACAUCUGUCACAUCAGACCCAAGGUCAACCAGCCUCCUUUCCUUUUCAAGUCCAGCGGACAAUUGGCAGCCUUUAUGCCGGCCCUAGGCGACCCCAGGCUCUGCUUGGCACUCUUCCACCGACUUUGUGGGGCGGUGCAUCAGGGUCUGAAUACUGAAUUCUUGCAGUCUGACCAGAGAAGAGGUCAAACUGUGAAUGAAUCCACUGCAGUCCUCAUCAUUUAUCUUCACUGAGAGAUAUUUUUAUCCAACUUCCAGGUCGACGGACGGCUUUUGUUUCACAUCCAUUGUUUUUUUCUCGCCGAUAUUUAGCAAUAUUAUAAGCCUGCAUGUAGAGAACACAGCCUUACGAAUCUUGGACGGCAAACACGGAGGAAGGACAAAUCACCAUCCAUCAAGUUACCUAGUCACAUGAUGCUGUUAACCCAUGUUCCACCACACUUUGGAGCUAUAAACAUGGCAAAGACCACCCAAUUGUACAUGAACCAAAGAAGAAAAAAAUCAGUUCAAUCCAUCCAUCCACAAGAAUAAAGACCAAACACAUUCUAUACAGAAUAACUAGAACAACUAAGUAAAUCAUCCCUUGUUGAUUGCCUUUAAUUAGUUAGGAAUUAUUUACUUAUUAUUUUCAUAGCUGCACCAUAAAAAAAUGUUGUAUAGUUAGGAAUUAUUUACUUAUUAUUUUCAUAGCUACACCAUAAAAAAUGUUUACAACCAUCUAAAUAAGUUAUUAUGAGAGCCCUCUAGACAUGGAAUAACAUCCACACAGUCAUCUAUAGCAGGCCUGGGCAAUUAUUUUGACUCAGGGGCCACAUUUAGAGG
Messenger RNA from Nerophis lumbriciformis (worm pipefish), 3370 nucleotides. It is a transcript of the gene tbc1d16, whose product is annotated as TBC1 domain family, member 16. The record is from RefSeq and is a predicted model, not a curated record. Lineage: Eukaryota; Metazoa; Chordata; Actinopteri; Syngnathiformes; Syngnathidae. Gene Ontology annotation, biological process: activation of GTPase activity. Gene Ontology annotation, molecular function: GTPase activator activity. Gene Ontology annotation, cellular component: early endosome.